AUGGCAGAAGCAUUGAAGGGAACGAUGGAGCAGUUGGGCCAGUUCCUGCUGCAGCAGAAAGGGACCAUCCCAGAUCUUUCAUAUGCAAAUAUGUUGCAGACCCACGUCUCUACGUUGAAGAAUGGAUUGCAAAAGCUGGCGAAGGUGACCCCGUCCGAGGCCACGGACCUCAGCCGCAGCAUCGCAGCAGGGCCCUGGAACCCGGAACAAAAGACCGAGCUGUGCCAGGUCCUCUCGGACAAGCUGGCAGCCACAGGGUCUUCGUCUCCAACCGAAGAGACGAAAACACAAGAGUGUCCGCGAUUCGGUGCCUUUUUAUCGCAGGAUGACAGACGGAUCCUCGCGGAUCCGUCGCAGUCAGAGAGCCAGAAGCUGCAUCAGCUUGCGAGCCGUUGCAUGAAGAUUGGAUUGGUGCUGCCCAGCGAAAGCUGCAAGGGCCGCAUAUUGGCGAGUGGAGUGGCAGCCGGGUUGGACGCACAGACGGCCAGCGCCUUCUACGCCGCUCUGACCGCCUUCAAGAAGAUCCUGAAAAGGAAGCGGGAGAUGAUCCCUGGCAAGACCAAGUUCGAGCUUGCCAUCUACCCGGACGGCCCGGAUCAGCUUCCCAACCAUUUCAAAGAAUGCUAUGCCACGGACCCAGCGGAACCGCUGAGCAUCGAGCAGAUCCUCAAGGUCAGCCAGGUGCAGGCUUUGAGGAAAAGCUCCAAAGCCCUUCAAGCUGCGAGUUCCUCCUCGAGCUCGGGCGGAUUGAUGCCCCUGGGAGCCGGGCUCGGACAGGCAGAUCAAUUCACCCAAUUCAUGGCAGGGAUCAUGCAUGUGGUGAAUGCCAUGCAGAACCAGCAGCAGGGGGACCAGGACCUCAGCAACCUCCACCUCUUCAAGCCCAAGGCCAAAAAUCAGAAAAAGGCUUUGGCACUUCCUGCUCCUGCAGACCAGACCUUGCCAACCAAUAGCACCCCUGAGACUCCCGAGAAGCCUUCUUCAUCGAAAGGCAUGCAGUUGCUCACCCUGCCGGCCCCCACGGAGCCUGGCCCAGGGGCGGAGGACAAGGAGGACCAGCAGGGCGAUCACAAGGACGAGGAGCAGAACCAGAACGAGGCCGAGCAGCAGUUGCAGUGGUUGGCGAAGAAGCCGGCAGCAAAGACGGCGAAGCCCAAGGCCGUGGCAGGCAUCUUGAAGAAGCCUGCUGCAGCGAAGUCCAAGGUCGUAUCUCAGCCGAAGGCGAAGUCCAAGGCCGCAGCUGUUCCGAAGGCGAAGUCCCAGGGCAAAACUCCGAUCGUGAAGACCAUCCGGAAGAAGAGUGGCUGGGUGGUGGUGUACAAGUGGAAGGCCACAGAUGGCUCGAUCUGGGGGAAGUGGUGGAGCCCCGAGGGCAAAGGCUUCCCAUCCGGUUCCAAGGCCUGGUCGGCCAAUGCCUCCGACGAGGCAAAGGACGUGCUUGUGCCCUUCAAGUCGGAUCUUCUUUGCAUGGCUGCCUGA
Messenger RNA from Symbiodinium sp. CCMP2592, 1479 nucleotides. The record is from the annotation of a GenBank genome assembly. NCBI's taxonomy places the organism in Eukaryota, Dinophyceae, Suessiales, Symbiodiniaceae.